AUGGCAUCGAUGAAGUUUGAUCUACCGCUGCUGGAUUACAAGACGAGAUUUACGCUGUGGCAAGUCAAGAUGCGGGCGAUUCUGGCACAAUCUUCGGAUCUUGAUGAGGCGCUGGAUGGUUUUAGAGGCAAAGGGCAGAAGUCAUGGACCGCUGUAGAAAAGCGAAAGGGUCGUAAGGCUCUGUUUCUGAUUCAACUUCAUCUACAUAAUGAUAUUUUGCAAGAAGUGCUGCAGGAGAAAACUGCCGUAGAACUUUGGCUUAAGCUGGAAUUGAUCUGCAUGUCCAAGGAUCUAACCAGUAAGAUGCACGUGAAGAUGAAGUUGUUCACGCACAAGCUGCAAGAAGGUGGUUCGGUGAUGAACCACUUAUCGAUCUUUAAGGAGAUCGUUGCCGACCUAGUGUCGAUGGAGAAUAAGGAGAAAAGAAAUGGUACGUAUAAACCAAAAAACAAAUCCGAUGGUGAUAGUAAGGCCUCUGUUGUCUUCGCUGCUGAUAGUUCUGAUUCAGGAGACGUUCUUGUUGUUCUUGCUGGUUGUGUUGCUAGUCGUGAUGAAUGGAUACUUGAUUCUGCAUGCUCGUUUCAUAUAUGCUCUAACAGAGAUUGGUUCAGUUCUUACAAGUCUACGCAUAGUGGAGAUGUCGUGCGUAUGGGAGAUAACAACCCACGUGAGAUCGUGGGCAUUGGCUCUGUUCAGAUCAAGAUGCAUGAUGGCAUGAUACGCACACUAAAAGAUGUGAGACACAUACCAGGGAUGGCCAGAAAUCUCAUCUCCCUCAGCACACUUGAUGCCGAGGGGUACAAACACUCCGGUUCAGGUGGAGUGUGUAAGUUAUAUGUUCUUAGAGGAAGUACUUUACAUGGUUCCAUCACUGCUGCUACUAUUUCUAAUGAUGAACCAAAAUUGAUCAAGAGAGACCUGCUAGAUGGCUGCAUUGUGGGUAAGAUAAAGUUCUGUGAGCACUGUAUUUUUGGUAAGCACAAGAGGGUAAAAUUCAAUGCAUCUAUUCAUAUCACCAAAGGUACACUUGAUUAUGUACAUGCUGAUUUAUGGGGGCCGUCUCGUAAGACCUCUUAUGAUGGUGCUCGUUACAUGCUUACCAUUAUUGAUGAUUACUCUAGAAAAGUGUGGCCCUAUUUUCUAAAAAAUAAAGAUGAUACUUUUGCUACUUUUAAAGAGUGGAAAGUUAUGAUAGAAAGGCAAACUAAAAAGAAGGUGGAGAACAUUUAUGAGCCGGCUACGUACACUGAAGCUGUUGUUUCUGGUGACCGCGAGAAGUGGAUUUCUGCUAUGCAAGAGAAGAUGCAGUCACUCGAGAAAAAUGGCAUAUGGGAUGUUGUGCGCUUGCCUAAACAAAAAAAGGCCGUUCAUUGUAAAUGGAUCUUCAAGAGAAAGGAGGGCUUAUCUCGUACUUUACAAUGUGCUAGUAUGGAUGAGGAUUUUGAGUACAUGUCAAGAGUUUCAUAUUCUAGUGUUGUUGGUUCUUUGAUGUAUGCCAUGGUUUGCUCUCGUCCUAAUUUAUCAGAUGCUAUGAGUUUGGUUAGUAGAUACUUGGCUAAUGCUGGUAGAGAACAUUGGAAGGUUGUUCGGUGGAUUUUCAAGUACCUUCGUGGUACAACAAAUGCUUAUUUGAAGUUUGGCAAGACUGAUAAGGGACUCACUGACUACGUGGAUUCAGAUUUUGUUGUCAAUUUGGAUAAGAGGAGAUCUCUCACAGGUUAUGUGUUCACUAUUGGUGGUUGUGCUAUGCUUGCGUAG
Miscanthus lutarioriparius is the source of this 1758-nucleotide messenger RNA. NCBI's taxonomy places the organism in Eukaryota, Viridiplantae, Streptophyta, Magnoliopsida, Poales, Poaceae. The record is from the annotation of a GenBank genome assembly.